AACUGCCGCCUCGCACGCAUAGUGGGGAGACACUGCGAGAGAGUUUUACGUACCGAAAUGAAACUACUCGACAGAGAAAGUGAGAGCAGACGUAGCGGUGCCGGCAGACACCGACGACGAGCAGGCGAGUAGGCGUUCUCCGGGGGCCCUCGACGAGAGAGGACAUGAUGCGAGCCCUCCACACGGCGAGGAGCUUCGCCACCGUGUGGUAACACGGACACGCUCCAUCGGUCGUCCACAAAGUGUUGAAUUUCCCAUGAAAAGAGAGCUCUUUUUCGGAAAAUCAGAAAGAUUGGAGAAACUCUGGUGGAAAAUAGGGCCGGUUAUCUGUCGAAAGCAAGUGCAAGUGAAGAAGAAAUGAGAGCGGCGUACUCACGACGGCGGCAUUUUGGAGAUACAGAAGAGACGGACCUCGAAGCUUGACGGGUAUCGGUCUGUGGAAAACUUAGGCGACAUUUUGAAGAUUCUGUCCUGUGCGGCCCCAAUAGUCGAAGUGGCAAGACCUUGUAGUACCGCGAUAACGUGCGAUAAGAAAACGUAACUUCUCGCAGUUUCAUAAAUACAUGUUCUUAUUCGCAUGUUCUCAUCAGUUAAGUCUCACUAUUCUGGGUAUAUAAAUCGCGAGUGCACGGGCGUUUCGUGAGAUGUAGUCGUGGAAUUGGCGGAAGAAUAUCUCGCGGUGAUAAGGAAACCCGUCGCACGGUACCUUCAAUUGUGUUAUGGUGCUGAGGACUAUCCUGGUCAUACGUGGCAGACGAAGAGGUCGUAGAAGAGAGGGCGGCAGGAGUAGUGUCCUGACGGGUUCCCUCUGAGAAAUCGCUCACAUUGCUUCGAUCAGCCGAGGAGAAAUCCGGGAAGGUCACGUUUGUUGAAUCGUAAAACGAUGGGUGCAUCGAGGCUGCGUCAUUGGCUUUUCGCUGCAAUCGUCCUGAGUCUUUCCUCGAACUUGAUGGCGAGCGAGGUGCAGCGCUUCAAGAGCUCCGAUUCCUCGGCUAUCGACGUGCAAAAAGAUGAGACCAAGCGUACCGCGAUCGUAGCAAUUCGCCGGCGGAGAUAUGUACGAUUUCCGACGGGAUCUGCUUACCUCCUCGAGGGUGGCUCGAUACCACAUGGCAGAAAUCUUGGGUCGCAUCCGGCUACUCGUUUCGUGCCGCAGGCUCAAUUGUCUGGCUCAUGGAGACAGCACAAGUCUCUUUGGAGAAGUCCCGCAAUUUCCGAUUACAAUAGACCGGUGAUGUCUCAUCGGACGCCGCGACUGAUAUUUCGUGACAACGAUUUCCUGCCGCCGGUUGGAGGCGGCGCGGCUUCCUUUUUCCAGCAGUCUAAUCAGCUGCCAGAUUUCGAGGAUGAUAUCAGAGAUCUCCGGAAACAGACACCGGAUGAUUUCCCCAGAUUGGAAACAGAGAUGCGCCAAGAAAAAAGACCGCUGUGGAAAGGCGACGAUACAUUGUGCGCGGACGGACGGAGCUGCGAAUUUUUUCUAAUAUGCUGGAUGUCUGCUGGCCUAUUGGACGGCAGCUGCGGCGGCAUUAUGUACGCGUGUUGUCAGAAGAAAGACCCUAAAGCUCUCACUGAUUAUAACCUGAUCGAGUCGCCUAGAGAUCAAUCUCGGCCGCUUCCGCUGGAUUUGUACACGGAGACCGCCAGCGACGAUCGUUGCGGCAUACCGGUUGUCUCGAAACAAAUCGCGCAGAGGAGAAUCGUCGGCGGCGACGACGCCGGUUUUGGCAGUUUCCCGUGGCAGGCUUAUAUACGGAUCGGUUCCAGCAGAUGCGGCGGCACUUUGGUCAAUCGGUUUCACGUUGUCACCGCUGGCCAUUGCGUUGCGAAAGCGUCGGCGCGACAAGUCCAGGUCACUCUCGGCGAUUACGUGGUGAAUUCUGCGAGUGAAAAUUUGCCCGCUUAUACUUUUGGAGUUCGAGAAAUCAGAGUGCAUCCUUAUUUCAAAUUCACGCCGCAGGCGGACAGGUUCGAUGUGGCUGUGCUUCGAUUGGACCGACCGGUUCAUUAUAUGCCUCAUAUAGCACCUAUAUGUCUACCGGAGAAAAACGAAGACUUCCUGGGACAAUAUGGCUGGGCUGCGGGAUGGGGUGCUUUACAAGCAGGUUCUAGAUUACGACCCAAGACUCUGCAAGCUGUAGACGUGCCCGUGAUCAAUAAUCGCAUCUGUGAGCAGUGGCAUCGGUCGAAUGGUAUCAACGUCGUCAUUUACGACGAGAUGAUGUGCGCCGGCUAUCGAAGCGGCGGCAAAGAUUCGUGUCAGGGUGACAGCGGAGGUCCGUUGAUGUUGGAGAAAACUGGUCGAUGGUACCUCAUCGGCAUCGUCUCCGCAGGUUAUUCUUGCGCACAGCCAGGUCAACCAGGGAUCUAUCAUCGCGUAGCUAAGACCGUCGAUUGGAUUACAUAUGUCAUAAACUCGUAGCGCAUCCGCAACCGCAGGAGAAUUGUUCUCACAAGGAAGAGUUGUUUUCGGUGUUACACUCGGAUUUCAAAAAUUUUUGCAUGCACAGGUAGGGCGUCUCUAAUUAGAAGAAAAAUUAAAACAUUUUAGUAGUUAUAUGUGGACUUGAGAGUUCAACACGGAUUUCUACGUGUUUAAAAGUUUACAUAUAAAUGUAUUUUACAGUACAUAAAACGUUUAGUCAAAUGUCAUAAUACAUGGACGUCUCGAGCCAUCUUCAGUGCAAUAAAUUAAGUGCAAAAUUUCACUAUCUCCUCCGACGCCAUGAUGAGAGCUUAGGGAUUGCGUAAUCCGAAAUCACUACCUCACGAAACAUGUGUGAUUAUGGUCUGUACAAGUUUAAGCCUCAACGAUUAGAAAUUAUCAAAAUAACAUUCAAAAUUAACUCACCAUACAAUCAGUGAAACGUGAAAAUUAAAUGAAGUCGUAAAAAAUAAGAUCUGAAUCGAUAUACAUUGAAUUAAAAAACACAUCAUACAAUGCUGUAAGUCAGAUAAGUAAAAACUUAAUAAAUAAUAAAACAGAUACAAUUAAAGUAAAUACACAAGAAUUAUAUGUCCUAAAAAAGUAAAAUUAUUAAAAAUCUUCCCAGUUAGGGACUCCCUUACCUGCACGCAAAAAAAUUUUGAAAUUCGAAUGCAACAUCUAAAAACCUUAUUUUGGCAGAAAGAGCCUGAAUUCUGUGACACGAGGAUCAGACAGCUUUCGCAUUGAAAAUGAUUUCCGGGGUCUAAAGCACAUCCGAGAAAUCAAUGUGACACAAUGAUAUAAGCAUUUAAUGAGAGAAUUCAUUUGAACUGACUUUCAGAAAACCAUAUGUCUAACGAAAUUAAAGCCAUUUUACUUCACGGGAAUGUAAAUGUAAUUUAGAGUAAAAUGUAUCGUAGACGUCGUAAUAAACGAUUUCGUGUUUUCGUCAAUAUUGUUUCAAAAGCGAGGAAAAGCUUGACGUUCCCUAUUAAAUGUAUAAUACGUUAUUAUAUAAGUAUCUCUAUUGACACAAGUGGGUGGAGUAAGUAUGUUGUAAUUACAACGAUGUGAAUGUUUUGUAAAUUAAGCAUGUAUGAUAUAUGUAUGAAUUUGCGCUUAAUAAAUACUUUGUUUUUGAUGUUAUUCUCAUUAAAACAGCACUGAACUCUCUACGGUACGAUUGCAACAACUAAUUCUACAAUAUCUAUAAUAAUGGCAUAACGUUUUAAGUAUAACUCGAGACCAUUGCCAAAGUAACAGAUGUAUUAUGAAUUAAUUUAAAUUUUAAUAUCACUAUGAU
Molecule: messenger RNA, 3731 nt
Organism: Vollenhovia emeryi
Lineage: Eukaryota; Metazoa; Arthropoda; Insecta; Hymenoptera; Formicidae
Product: proclotting enzyme-like
Exons: 10
Coding region: 884-2422 (512 amino acids)
Biological process (GO): proteolysis
Molecular function (GO): serine-type endopeptidase activity
Source: RefSeq, a predicted model, not a curated record